GGGGUCCGCAGAACGGGGGGGGCCCGAAGAGCGUGGGGAUGUGAGGUGCCCACAGAGCGUGAGACAUGCAGCCACGGCGCAUGAGAUCCCCGAGGUGUUUGGUGUAACUGUGACGUGCGGGGUGGCCGUGGUCCACUGGAUGGUCGCGGGGUGCGUGGGGUGCCUGUAGUGCGUGCAGAGCCCGCGGUGUGUAGGGUGCCCGUCAUGAAGGGGGUGUCUGUGGUGCGUGGGGCACCCACAUCAUAGUUCCCCUGCUCCCUCACAGGGCUCCAGGCCAGCUCCGGCCUCCUGGUUGUGCCACAUUGCUCCAUCCAUGCCCACACCACAGCACAGAGCCUCACCAGUGCCUGGCACAGUGCUCAGCAGCCAGACAUCCAGGGCUGGGCAGCACCCUGGCCCUGCUGCUCACUGCACCUCCCCAGCUCUGUUUGCUGUCCAUGCUCCCCCCGCCCCGCCCACAGGGCACCCAGCACCCCGCUUGGGUGGGCAGCUGCGGGGGCUCCAUACCCAUCCUGCCUCCUCCACGCCUCGCUGCCAGUCCCCUUCCUGCGCCCCUCCACUCAGCCGUGAUGGAUAGACACGCAGCUCGGCAAUCGCUGUACUCAUUUCACGUGUGAUUAAAAAGCUGGUCCCGCAGCACAGUUCACCCGGCGCGUCUGCCACAGCCGCCCGGGCGGGAGGCGGCCGCGGUGCUGCGCAGCAGCAAACAUGGCAUUUCAUAAAUAAAUUGGGUUUAUUUACCCAGAGCCCACAUGCCAGCACGGGUAGUGCAGCGUGGGCACCCGAGGUGCCCGAGCAGCAGGCGCAGCGGUGGGACCCGCGGGUGACGCGGCGAGCUGUGCCGCAGCCGGCACGGGGACAGCAGCGCCGGGGACCGCAGCGCCUGUCCGUGCCGUGACCCCCGGGCCGGCCCCAGGCUGCGGCUGGGGGGGUCGUUAAACCAGUGAAAUAUGAAAUGCCUGUAUAUCCCCGACAGGAGUUUUAAUUAAAUUAAUUGCCAGUGACAUUGUAAAAGUGCUGAUGGGGUAAUAACCGGCGCGUUAUGGUCGCCGUUUAUCUUCCCCGCGUAAAUUAGCUGCCGCACCUUGCCCGGUCCCGGUGGGCAUCGCGGCGGGCUCGUCGGCACCCACUCCCCGGCUCUGAGGGGCCUGAGCCGGCUGGGGGGAGCGGCAGGGCCUGGAGCCUCCCCGGGGCACUCAGGCAGAGCCCAAGGGACCCUCGUGUCGCUCGCGUUCCCGGCAGGUGGCCGUGCCAGGCGGGAGCCAGCCGGGGUGGGCACAGGCAGUGGGGUCCCACGGGCACAUGGGGAGUGGCUGGUGGUUGCCAAACGAAGGUACUUAAUUACUGCGCAUUCCAUCCCAUUUAAUUGCUUAUUAAAUCCUAACCAGCCAAUUAGCAGCAGCAAUUACAGCUUCAUUCAGUGACACAAUCGCUAUUUUAUCGUUUGUUAAUCAAAUGCUUAUUUAGGGCCCUGGUUUAUUAACUCUUUCCACAGCAGGCACCGGCGGGGUGGGGGGAGAAGAGACACCUGGCCUUGUCUAGGUUGGGAUGCGAUAUCGUGGGACUGUGCCAUGUGUCAUGUGCCCAGCACUGCUGUCCCUGUGAGGGCAUGUGUGUCCAGCACUGAGCCAUCCUCACCAGCCCAGGGCCAGCCAGCCCCCGUGUGCCCUGUAAGCGUGGGUGUCAGUGGCACACUCUGCUGUGCCACCCUGCCGUGUCACCACUCCUUGUCCAGCAUCCCUGUGCCACUCUGGGAUGCAGCAGGGCAGGAUGCGGCCCCUGGUCAGUGCCUCACAGCGUGCUGGAGAAGGGGGUGGCAGGCACCCCGGAGGCAUGAGCGAUGGCCCUUGUUGGUCACACUACAUUUCCUUUUCAUUAGUGCUAAGUGUGGACAUGAGGGAUCGGCAAGGGUUCAGCGGGCACAGCCACUGCGUGGCUGCUUUCCCUGAUGGAUGGCGGGGUGGGAGAGGGCUGCCGCACUGCUGGUGGAAGGGACAGUGGGGAGGCACAGGGCCACUGGCACAUGGCCGUGCCAGUGUGGCUGAUGUCCCAGCCAGGGCACGUGGAGGUGGCCGAGCCCCAUCUCCCCACAGGUGCUCAGCAAAGCGCGACCGUGGCCAACCCGGCAUCUGGCGCAUCCUCGGACCUGCUGCCGCACUUCCAGCUGGAACCAGAGGAUGUCUACAUUGUGAAGAACAAGGCAGUGAGCCUGGCCUGCCGUGCCACCCCUGCCACGCAGAUCUACUUCAAGUGCAAUGGCGAGUGGGUGCACCAAGGUGACCACGUUACGCAGCACAGCACCGACCGCAGCACCGGGCUGCCAGUGAUGGAAGUGCGCAUCGAGGUCACCCGUCAGCAAGUGGAGAAGAUCUUUGGGCUGGAGGAGUACUGGUGCCAGUGCGUGGCCUGGAGCUCCUCCGGCACCACCAAGAGCCAGAAGGCCUUCGUGCGUAUCGCCUAUCUGCGCAAGAACUUCGAGCAGGAGCCAACAGCCAGGGAGGUCUCCAUUGAGCAGGGCAUCGUGCUGCCAUGCCGCCCUCCCGAGGGCAUCCCCCCCGCCGAGGUGGAGUGGCUGCGCAACGAGGAGCUGGUGGACCCGGAACUGGAUGCCAACGUCUACGUGACGCCAGAGCACAGCCUGGUGCUGCGUCAGGCCCGCCUGGCCGACACUGCCAACUACACCUGCGUGGCUAAAAACAUCGUGGCCCGGCGCCGCAGCGCCUCUGCUGCCAUCACUGUCUACGUGGACGGAGCCUGGUCGGAGUGGAGCAAAUGGUCGGAGUGCGGGGCCGAAUGCACCCACUGGCGCAGCCGCGAGUGCUCGGAGCCGGCACCACGCAACGGAGGCCGGGAUUGUCACGGCCCCGAGCUGGACACCCGCAACUGCACCUCUGAGCUCUGCACCCACGCUGCCCCCGGCGCGGAGGACGUAGCACUGUACGUGGGGCUGGUGGCCGUGGCCGUGUGCCUGGUGCUGCUGCUGCUGGUGGGGGUGCUGGUGUACUGCCGCAAGAAGGGGGGCCUGGACGCUGAUGUGGCUGAUUCCUCCAUCCUCACCGCCGGCUUCCAGCCCGUCAGCAUCAAACCCAGCAAGGCUGACAACCCCAGCCUGCUCACCAUCCAGCCAGACCUCAGCACCACCACCAUGACCUACCAGGGCUCGCUCUGCCCACGCCAGGACGGCCCUGCCAAGCUCCAGCUGCCCAACGGGCACCUGCUGAGCCCGCUGGGUGCUGGACGGCACACGCUGCACCACAGCUCGCCCGCCGCCGAGGGUGCUGACUUCGUGGCCCGGCUCUCCACACAGAGCUACUUCCGCUCCCUGCCCCGCGGCACCAACAACAUGGCCUACGGCACCUUCAACUUCCUGGGGGGGCGGCUCAUGAUCCCCAACACAGGGAUCAGCCUGCUCAUCCCACCUGAUGCCAUCCCACGGGGGAAGAUCUAUGAGGUCUACCUGACCCUGCACAAGCAGGAGGAGGUGAGGCUGCCCCUGGCUGGCUGCCAGACGCUGCUGAGCCCCAUCGUCAGCUGUGGCCCCCCCGGGGUCCUCCUCACCCGCCCCGCCAUCCUGGCCAUGGGGCACUGCGUGGAAGCCAGCGCUGAGAACUGGAGCAUCCGGCUGAAGAAGCAGUCGUGCGAGGGCACGUGGGAGGACGUGCUGCAGCUGGGCGCUGAGCCGUGCACAGAGCUGUACUACUGCCAGCUGGAAGCGCAGGCUUGCUACGUGUUCACGGAGCAGCUGGGGCGCUUUGCCCUGGUCGGGGAGUCCCUCAGCAUGGCGGCCUCCAAGCGCCUCAAGCUGGUCCUGUUCGCGCCGGCCGCCUGCCCCUCGCUCGAGUACAACAUCCGCGUCUACUGCCUCAGUGACACCCAGGACGUCCUCAAGGAGGUGAUCCAGCUGGAGAAGCAGCUGGGAGGGCAGCUGAUCGGAGCCCCCCGGGUGCUGCACUUCAAGGACAGCUACCACAACCUGCGCCUCUCCAUCCACGAUAUGCCCAGCUCCCUCUGGAAGAGCAAGCUCCUCGCCAGCUACCAGGAGAUCCCCUUCUACCACAUCUGGAGCGGGCUGCAGCCCUUCCUGCACUGCACCUUCACCCUGGAGCGCCUGAGCACCAGCACCUGUGAGCUGGCCUGCAAGAUCUGGGUCUGGCAGGUGGAGGGAGACGGGCAGAGCUUCACCGUCAACUUCAACAUCGCCAAGGACACAAGGUUUUCAGACUGGCUGGUCCCCGACGAGGUGGGCACCCCGGCUCUGGUGGGCCCCAGUGCCUUCAAGAUCCCCUUCCUCAUCCGCCAAAAGAUCAUCAGCAGCCUGGACCCGCCGGGCACACGGGGAGCCGACUGGAGGACACUGGCACAAAAGCUCAACCUUGACAGCCAUCUCAGCUUCUUCGCCUCGAAGGCCAGCCCCACAGCCAUGAUCCUCAACUUGUGGGAAGCACGGCACUUCCCCAAUGGCAACCUCUCCCAGCUGGCUGCCGCCGUGGCCGAGGUCGGCAAGCAGGACAGUGCCCUCUUCUCCGAGGCUGAGUGCUGAGCAUGGCGGGUCCCACGGGACCACCACCAUGGGGCUAAGGGGGCCCUGGCUGGCCCACCAGGCUCCUACUGCCCCACAGCGCACGAGGAGGGCUGCCUGGCCCCCUUGGGAGGGCAGGAUGCACCUGCCCCAUGGCAGUCAGGCCCCUCCAGCACUGUGGCGGCGGGACUCAGCCCAGCCCUGGGGGUCCCAGAGCCCCACGGUGGGGGACUGGGGGGGCACGGGGUGUGCGUCGUGCGUGCGGUGCCGUCGUGGUGUCUGCGUGUGGGGCCAGGCGGCCCCGGGCCCCGUGCCGUGUUGUGUAAAGCCCGUUUUUUUAAUUCUGUAUUAAGUGCAUUCAAGUAUUUACACUUGGCCUUAUGUACAUAGCGGUGCCGCGGGCGGGGGGUCUGCCGGACGUGAAUGUAAAUAAAUUCGAUAUAUAU
This is a messenger RNA of Motacilla alba alba, 4965 nucleotides long. RefSeq names its product unc-5 netrin receptor A (gene UNC5A). The record is from RefSeq and is a predicted model, not a curated record. Gene Ontology annotation, molecular function: protein binding; netrin receptor activity. The transcript has 14 exons. Gene Ontology annotation, biological process: anterior/posterior axon guidance; netrin-activated signaling pathway. NCBI's taxonomy places the organism in Eukaryota, Metazoa, Chordata, Aves, Passeriformes, Motacillidae. Bases 1949 to 4540 code for a protein of 863 amino acids. Gene Ontology annotation, cellular component: membrane.